ACCGCGGAGGGCAAUACCUUGACGUGCCAGGAACCUCAGCGCCCUGAGAAUGCGAAGGAGGCUGGCCCGGUUUCUCUUUCUGUCUUCAACCAAUUGAGUUCUUAGUAGUUCACCAACGUGCUUUGUUGUGGCAGGUAGCGUGAUCAGUGACUCAACCGCUUCUCUGUGGCAGUCUGAUUUCGCGUGUGAACGAAAUAAGCGGGUGGCAUCAUUCCAGUUUUGAACUCCGCGAUAGAUGAAUGCCUGCUCAGCAGUCUUGCAUUUCAGCUUGCCAGACUUCGCAGCCUUCACACAGACGUGACAGAACACUUUCUCAACGGAGUCGUGCCAAUGAAGCCAAGGCCAGUUGUCGAACCAAGCAGCUUGAAAUGAUCUUGAUUUUGGGGCUUUUUUCCCAAACGAAACUUUUGGAAAUGAAGCACGGCGAGGCUGACAGGGCUGAUCACCGACAUCUGGAAUCCCGUCAAUCUGCAUAUAUAGCACACGAAAAUGACCGUCAUGGAAGAAGGUGGGCGUGUCUCUGGUAUUGAUGAAACGAACAUUCACGCAUCAGAAUACCCAUCAUAAUACGACUACGAGCCUUCUGGAGAUGUUUUGGCCAGCGAUUCUUUCCAUGUCGUUGUUUGGAUGUUGCUUUCGAUAGGAAUUAUUGGUAACAUUUUGGUUGUGGUGUGGAGACUUGCACAGAAAACAGAUCAGAGAUCGCCUCCUCUCUCAAUCCUCAUCAUCAUGCUAGCAGUUUCAGACUUCUUCUAUUGUGUUCACUUGCUUCUUCUUGAGAGUCUAGUCACUGAAUCUCAUUUAGGACAACAGAGGUUUUGGGAACAAGUCUCUACGAGUCAUGUGUGCAUUACAAGCUCCAUUAUGUCUGUGGUUUCUUGCCUCACAGCUCAGUUUGCAACUUUCAAUAUUGCAGUUUACUCGUUUCAAGCAAUAAACGGAUGGUGUUCUCGUUGUUGCUGUUCAAUAGUUCGCAAGCGAGUUGUGAUUAUCACAAUCAUCAGCCAAGUUGUUUUCGUCGUUGCUAGUAUUUUGACCCUGUUUUUCCUUAGCCAAUAUAGUGGUGCGUCGUUUUUGUCUGACUAUGAGGGCAGCUGGGUAGACAGACUUACUGUCCGUUACUCAAGUCCUGCACAAAUUACUGAGAUUUUUGGAAGUUGUGCUUUAGUUCAGUCAUGUGGUCUGUUUGGCUAUUGCGUCAAUGAGACUGAAUCAGUCUCACACGGCAACUACACCAUUGUAACUAACGAUCUCGAUGGUAUCUCUUGUGAAUUAGGUGUUGGCUUCAAUCCUAUUCUAGGAGCAGCUGGGGCAUCUCUAUGUACUUUUCUUACAUUGUCAUAUGUUGUUCUCUAUUUGAUAGUGUGCCUCACAGUUCGUAGAAGAGCCUCUCGUGGAAACCUAACAAGAACAUCUGACAUACACAAAUUUCAAUGGAGAUUGAGUGUAAUUGUUCUAAUAAACAUUGCAUGUUGGAUUUCCACAACUGCAUUGCAUUGGUCAAAAAUCCUUGGCUUUUCAUCUGAAAAUGUAGAUUCUACAAAAUCUCAGCAAUUUAACAAUGCUACUGCAGCAAUUGUUCUUCUCAUCUCAAUCAGUCCAGCAGUUAAUCCUCUCAUCUACACAUUCACAGGAAAGAACUUUUUACAUUCAAUUCGCAAGUUUUGUAGACGAAUGAAAUGCGACAUAUCUGUGAGACGAAACAGUUCCAACUACCAUGAUGAUCAAACUAGAGCAGUUGAACGUUGCAGCUGUAUUCCAUGGGUCAGAUGUGUUUACCAAAUUGAUGAAGACAAUGAUACAGAUCCUUCUGACUGGAAUUCUAGUCAGAGCAGACUCUUGCCGUCUACCAAUGAGUCAAGUCGAGAUCUUGUUGAUUUUGGAGCUGUUGCUCGUAACAUAGUCAUUCCUGCUCACAAAGUUUUCCAACGCAAAGAUUUGAUAUAUGAUCGAAGAUGCGACUUGAUUGGCAGAGGAGGGUUUGCUGACGUAUACAAAGCAGUCUUACAGGGAAACACCAUUGUUGCAUUUAAGAAACCAUUCAUUGGAGGAUCUCGUUUUACAGACAUGUACAGAGAUGAAUGGCAUCAUUAA
Molecule: messenger RNA, 2094 nt
Organism: Corticium candelabrum
Lineage: Eukaryota; Metazoa; Porifera; Homoscleromorpha; Homosclerophorida; Plakinidae
Exons: 5
Coding region: 628-2094 (488 amino acids)
Biological process (GO): neuropeptide signaling pathway
Cellular component (GO): plasma membrane; neuron projection
Molecular function (GO): neuropeptide binding; G protein-coupled receptor activity
Source: RefSeq, a predicted model, not a curated record